AUGGCAUACGACCAGUACUUCACCAUCAGUCAACCACUGCACUAUGAGUCAAUGAUGAACAGGAGAGCUUGUGUCCAAAUGGCAGCCAGUACCUGGAUCAGUGGGGUUCCCAAUUCUGCACUGCACACUGGAAACACAUUUACAAUAAUCUUCUGUGGAGACAAUGAGAUGGAGCAGUUCUUCUGUGAAAUCCCCCAGCUCCUCAAACUUGCUUCUUAUGACUCAUAUCUCAGUGAAACUGUGGCUAUUGCCUUUAGCUUGUACUUUGCCUUAAACUGCUUUGUCUUUAAAAUUGUGUCAUAUGUUUUGAUCUUCAAAACAGUGCUGAGAGUCCCCUCUGAGCAGGGCUGGCAUAAAGCCUUCUCCACCUGCCUUCCUCACCUCAUUGUGGUCUCUGUAUCUGUUUGCACUGCUAGUUUUGCCUAUAUUAAACCCACCUCCAGCUCAAUCUCAUGUCUGGAUCUCAUGGUGCCAGUUUUUUAUGCCCUGGUGCCUCCCAUGAUGAAUCUGAUCAUUUAUAGCAUGAGGAACAAGGAUAUCAAAUCUGCCCUGUGGAAAAUGAUUGGGUUAUGGCUAUUCUCCACAAAAUUAAAUGGCCAACUUUCUCCCAUUACCAUUGUCUCAUUCUGUGUUUCUUUAUAA
Molecule: messenger RNA, 642 nt
Organism: Malaclemys terrapin pileata
Lineage: Eukaryota; Metazoa; Chordata; Testudines; Emydidae
Product: olfactory receptor 14K1-like
Exons: 1
Coding region: 1-642 (213 amino acids)
Biological process (GO): G protein-coupled receptor signaling pathway
Cellular component (GO): membrane
Molecular function (GO): olfactory receptor activity
Source: RefSeq, a predicted model, not a curated record